Molecule: messenger RNA, 532 nt
Organism: Soboliphyme baturini
Lineage: Eukaryota; Metazoa; Nematoda; Enoplea; Dioctophymatida; Soboliphymatidae
Source: the annotation of a GenBank genome assembly
CUUGUUACAGACUCUCUUUUAUAGAUAGAAAUUUGUGAGCAUAUUUUGAUGAUUGAUAAAUUUCUGAAUUUUAUAGAAAACUAGUACCGGGGAGCCAAAGUUGAUCGAUAUUGUCAGUUGCACUGGGGCUGGGGACGUUGACACUUCCGUCUGUCGAACGGAAAGCAAUGGAACAAUAAGAGGAUUGUCAGGACGUCUGCUGACGAUUCCGUUAACCUGGAGAAAUCCCAGCGGAAAAUAUCACCUGGGUCUGAAGGACGUCUACGAUCUGUACCCAGCGUCAUUGAAGGAGCGGAUGAAGGAGGACACUUUUAUGAAAGAAAACUUGGAGAUGCAGCUGGAUCUGUUGAGGCAGGUCGAGAAGAGUUGCAGCGGAUAUGGACCCGUCGCCGACUGCAUCGUGUUUCACGAUGGCCACACCUGGAAGGCUUGCAUGGAUACGAGUUUUUGCGGUGAUCUGAAAAAUUGCGCUCUUAUGUCAAACUACCGGGAGAAAUGUCAGUACGCCAUUUUCAGCCCUGAAGGUAUGUGA